AGUUGCGGUCGCAGCUGAACGAACAGCUGCGAGCGUUGGACGGACGCGUGGACACGCAGACGGCGCUGGUGGCGGAACUGCAAGACUGGUUCCGGCGGAGGGCAGAGCUGCACCAGGACUACGCCGCCAAGCUCGACAAGCUCGCCAAGUCGCUGCAGGCCAGGCACAAGGAGCAGCGCAUCAAGCGUGAACAGCUGCAGUUGUUUAGUGUGUACAGUUGUUGGAAUUCUCUAGUAAACCAAACAAGAAAAGAUGCACGGGACCAGGCAGCCAUGGCUGACGUCUACCUCAACAACAUCAUUCCACGAUUUACACAAGUGCAGGAUGACUUGCAGAGAAUCUACAAAAGGUGUCGAGAGAUUGGUUACGAGAGUCAUGAAGAGCUGCUUAAGGUACUGCAUGAGUUGCACACCACCAUGCGCACCUACCACACUUACCAGACAGAAUUCAAGAAUGCUGAGACCAAACUGAGGAAUUUUGAAGCCCAGAGGACCAAGCUGGAACAGGCCAUCCCCAAGGAAAAGUUGGAAAAGAGCAAGAAAUUCCGUAUGAUCGAAAAGGAGAUUCAGAAGAGAAGCAACAAAUACAUGGACGCUAAGCUAAAGGCACUGAAAGCCCGCAACGAGUACAUCCUUUCUAUGGACUCUGCUAAUGCUGCCAUCCAUAAGUACUUUGUAGAGGACUUAUCAGAUAUUGUUGAUUGUAUGGACUUUGGAUUUCAUAGUAGCAUAGCCCGUGCUCUCCUCACACAUGUGUCCGGACAAGAAUGUGUCAGGAGGAGCUUGCAGAGUGGUAUUGACGAGUUGAACAAAACCAUCAACAACCUUGAUUCUCGCCUAGACAAGCAGAGAUUCCUAGAGCAGAACAAUGCGGCCUUCAUGCUCCCUAAGAAGUUUGAGUUCCAAGGCCAUAAGGGAGAUGAGACUCAUGAUGAUGCCAGUGCAAAACAAGUGAACCAGGUGGUAGUUAAUCGGCAAGUGCAAGAGGAGAUGGAGAAACGGUAUGCACACCUAGUCUCGAGACUGACAAGCCUCAAAACAGAAUCAGAGGAAACUUGGAAGACCAUCGAAACAGCUGAAAAAACCCUGAUGGAGAUGAUCAACCAGAGGGACUAUGACUGUGCGCACUACUUCAUUGACGAACCUCGUGCAGAUAACAAGCAACCUGAGUCUAUGCUGAUUAAAAUGAAAGCAGACAGACAAGAAACGGAAGAUUUCUACUUAGGGAAAUUCCGUGAGUAUGUCUUAGGAGGUAACCUGAUAACCAGAUUACAAGCACGUUAUGAAUUAAUGCGUAAGGCUUUAGGAGACGAAACUCAUACAACUUCUUCACCCACUCCAACAAGGAACCUUGUGAACAAACCACGCCGAAGGCGAAUUGGGCGCAACCCGCUGAUGGGCCAACCCAAGCUGUUUGGUGGAUCAUUAGAGGAGUACCUGGAGGCAACAAGUCAAGAUAUUCCAUUAAUAAUGAAGUCUUGUAUCAGAGUCAUCAAUCUCUACGGGUUGCACCACCAAGGGAUCUUCCGAGUGUCAGGGUCGCAGCUGGAAAUCAACAACUUCCGUGAGUCAUUUGAGAGAAUGGAAGACCCACUGGCAGAUGUUACCGAUGCAUCUGACAUUAACAGCGUUGCUGGUGUCCUGAAAUUGUACUUGCGGGAGCUCAGAGAACCGCUCUUCCCUACAGUCUUCUUUGACCAAUUUAUGGAGAUUGCUCAGUUAGAGAAGAAGCAUGACUUUGUUGUUAAGAUGAGAGAUGUUGUGACAAGUCUUCCUCGGCCAGUCUUCAUUGUCAUGCGCUACCUCUUUGCAUUCCUUAAUCA
Penaeus monodon (black tiger shrimp) is the source of this 1822-nucleotide messenger RNA. Its product is annotated as SLIT-ROBO Rho GTPase-activating protein 1-like. Lineage: Eukaryota; Metazoa; Arthropoda; Malacostraca; Decapoda; Penaeidae. Gene Ontology annotation, biological process: negative regulation of cell migration; signal transduction. Gene Ontology annotation, cellular component: cytoplasm. The record is from RefSeq and is a predicted model, not a curated record. Gene Ontology annotation, molecular function: protein binding.